AUGUCAAGCGAACCGGAGCAAGGCAAUGGUGCUGGCGAUGACGAAGAUAGCGGCGGCCUGCCUGAGGACCAGAUGUUCGAGAUGCUCACACGCGUCUCCCUCGACGACCUCUCCGCGUGCCGCCAGGUGUCUGCCCAGUGGCGCCGGCUCACGUACGAGCCGGCGUUCUCGCCGCUGCACUGCCGUCGCCGCGCCGAAGCCGUCGUCUCGGGAUACUUCGUCCAGGGCAUGGCGCGCAACCGCUACUCCGCCACCUUCGUAUCCAUGCACCCCUCCCAGGCCGACGCUGAUCCGUCCGUCUCCCUCGACUUCCUGCCGUCAGCCCACGUCCGCGUCGAGGCUGUCUCCGCGCACCGCGGCCUCGCGUGCUGCGUCGACGCAGACGCCGACGCCGCCGCACGCAUGGGCGGCAAGGCGUCGUCGGCGCGAUGCUACUACGCGUACAAGCCCGCCACGAGGCAGUGGCGGGCGCUGCCCAACCCAAGGCUGCGCUUCCCCACGGCGGUCACCGCGAUGGUGGCGCGCCCCGCCGGCGCCGGCGCCGCGGCGGUCUUCAAGAUCCUCCGGCUCUCGGUCCCGACGCUGCGUGACCACCUGCGCUGCGAGAUCUUCGACUCGCGGAGGCGCGCGUGGCGGCGCUCGGCAGACGUGAUGGUGUGGCCGGAGUCGCUCGUGGCCGCCGGCCCGGCGGUGAGGGCCCACGGCGCCAUGCAUUGGCUCCGGUGGCCGGACAGGGUCAGCGCCGCCGAGGACAUCUUCGCGUUCGACAUGAAGAGCGAGGCGUGGAGGCUCAUUGUUCUCCCGCCGGAGCUGGAGGACAGAACAGACAGGUGGGCGGGCAAGAAGAAGCUGGUGACGGUGGAUGGCAAGUUGUGCCUGGUAGUGAUCGUGGGUGAGGAGGCGGAGGUGUGGGUGAUCACUGACUACGGCAGGCAGCAGGAGAGAUGGGAGAAGAAGAUGGCGGUGAACUUGAAGAAUCUCGGGAUGCAGGAAGGGAGAGCCCUUAUACUCAGGGAUCUCUGCUCCUCCGAGGUCGCAUUCUUCAACAGUGUAUACAGAGUGAUCUGGUACGAUUUUUGGAGGGGCAAGAUAGCAGAAGUCCCCGUGCAUCACAAAUGCAUACAAGAAGUUUUCAAGUAUGAGUCGGAUUUGGUCCCUUGGGACAUCGAUGAAAACAAAAUCUAG
Molecule: messenger RNA, 1185 nt
Organism: Triticum turgidum subsp. durum (durum wheat)
Lineage: Eukaryota; Viridiplantae; Streptophyta; Magnoliopsida; Poales; Poaceae
Source: the annotation of a GenBank genome assembly